This is a messenger RNA of Pistacia vera, 960 nucleotides long. RefSeq names its product U-box domain-containing protein 39-like. The record is from RefSeq and is a predicted model, not a curated record. The transcript has 2 exons. The coding region runs from base 42 to 872 and encodes 276 amino acids. Gene Ontology annotation, molecular function: protein binding. Lineage: Eukaryota; Viridiplantae; Streptophyta; Magnoliopsida; Sapindales; Anacardiaceae.
AUGGUGAAAGUUUGGUGCUGAUAAUCUUGUAAACCAGUUAUAUGAAAGAAGUGUUGGACUCUGUCUUCAUCAGUCGCCUGGUUGACAUUCUGAAGACCUCUUGCCCUAGUUUACAGAGGAAGGCAGCUUCUGUCCUUGAGUUUGUGACAAUUAUUGACCCAAGCAUGGACACAAUCAUUUCGGCGGAUGUUGAAUCUGGUCUGGAUGCCAUUUUCCAACAAAAAGUUUUGGAAGAUUUAGAAUCUGAUGUUGAAGCUCAGCAACCAGAAAAAUAUGCCCUUGAAAUUGAAGAAGCUGGUCUCACAAUCUCUGCUGCAUCGCGGCUACUGACAAAAUUGCUUGAUUCCAAGCAGUUUUCUCAAACCAUAGACUCCUCUCAUUUCACUGAACUGCUGCGCAGAAUCCUUAAGUCAGAUAUCCCUCUUCACUACAAAGACUGGGUUGCUUCCUGUCUAGUUAAAUUAAUCUCUCUGUCCGGUUCUAACAUCGACUACGAAAAUCCAAUCAACAUGGAGGUAACGCUUUAUGAGACAAUCCCAAGACUCAUCGAGCAAAUGAAAUCCUCAUUCUCGCCCGAAGCUCAGGAAUCUGCAGUUGUAGAACUGAACAGAAUAAUAUACGAAGGGGUGGUAGAUUCUACUCGAGCCAUUGCGUCAGAGGGUGGAAUAUUUCCAUUGGUGAAGCUCAUAGAAGAAGGGACUGAAAGAGCUGUUGAAGCAGGCUUAGCAAUACUGUAUAAUCUGAGCAUGCACAGUGAAAAUCACUCAGCCAUUAUAGCUGCUGGUGCAGUGCCAGUUUUGAGGAGAAUUGUUCUUUCAGAGAGACCACAGUGGACAAGAGCACUUCGGUUGUUGAGGAAUUUGCCCAUUUGAUGAAACAAAAUACAUACUUGAUGUUGAGACAGUGGAGAAUUUAUGUAAAUCACAUUUGCUUCAUUAUGUAACACCAUUUUUAUGAAUU